Sinocyclocheilus grahami is the source of this 1286-nucleotide messenger RNA. RefSeq names its product calcium-binding protein 2. The coding region runs from base 109 to 753 and encodes 214 amino acids. Lineage: Eukaryota; Metazoa; Chordata; Actinopteri; Cypriniformes; Cyprinidae. Gene Ontology annotation, cellular component: cytoplasm. Gene Ontology annotation, molecular function: calcium channel regulator activity; calcium ion binding. The record is from RefSeq and is a predicted model, not a curated record. The transcript is spliced from 8 exons.
ACCUUUAAGGUCUUCUGACGCAGAGACGGAGGCACAGACUGAGCAGGACCUUCAGAUCCUCGGCGUCUCUGCUGGAGAAGCUUCAUCUUCAUCUGUCAACGCUGUAGAAUGGCACAGAAAGCAGACAGAACUCCAUCUACAGAGAGCCAAUCAGCUGAUGACUCCACCCCCAAAUCCGCCCUCCGCAAGACAGCGUCCGGCGACGCCUCCAAGAAGAAGAAAAGCAAGAAAUCAAACGAGGAUGCCAUGAACAAGGUGUACACUAACCUGCUGAACAGCAUCUUCGGACAGGAGCGAGAGUUGUCUCAGCCAGAGCUGGACGAGCUGGCCGAGGCCUUCAAGGAGUUCGAUUACGAUCAGGACGGCUAUCUGAACUAUAAGGAUCUGGCCGAGUGCAUGCGGACGAUGGGCUACAUGCCCACAGAGAUGGAGCUGCUGGAGAUCAUCCAGCAGAUCAAGAUGAGGCUUGGAGGUCUGAUGGAUUUUGAUGAUUUCUGUGAGUUGAUGGGUCCCAGGAUGAUGGUGGAGACGGCGGAUAUGCUGGGACUCAAAGAGCUCAAAAGCUCCUUCUGUCAGUUUGACGCUGACGGUGAUGGGAAGAUCUCUCUGGAUGAGAUGAAGGAGGCUUUGAAGUCUCUGUUAGGAGAGAAACUCAAGAAAGGAGAGCUGGAGGAGAUCCUGAAGGAGCUGGACCUGAACGGAGACGGAACCGUGGAUUUCGACGAGUUUGUGAUGAUGCUGUCGAUGCGAUAACACCUUCAUCUACUGUCACCCUUCCUCAUCCAACAGCAGACGAUUCGGGGAAACCUGGAGAUAUCUGGCCUCUUGAUCACUGUGUUUUCCAGAUGAAAUCAUUUCUGUCACUAGAUGUUGGUCUGUGUGUGUGGACUAGUAACUAUAAUAGUUUAAAUCUGUUCAUUUUGUACAUCGGUUCCUAACAUACGAAUGGAGGUUGCCAAGUGUUUUCUGUGAACCGAGUUCAUGAAUGUCAAGUAAAUUAAAUCUGGCCUGAUCAUAGAAGUGUGACUUCAUCACAAACUAGCUUCAGGUAGAAAAAACAACUCCUUCGUAACAUUUGUUCUAAACGUUCUACAUGAUUUGUUACAGUGAUGCAUUGCAGCGUGUCGAUGACUGUGAUUUGAUGUGAAAUACUGGACGUGUGUCUGAUGUGUAAAGGGUUAGAGGGAUUUUUACGUGUAGAUAUUUGAUCGAGUGUCAAGUUAAUUUUUUUCAGUUUUGUUAAUAAAAAGUAAAAGUCUGAAAAAGCGUGAGAAUUUCUAUAAACA